CCGACUUCUACAAGUAGAAGCGAAGCAAUCAUAGCCGGUACCAGCUCCUCGAUCAUUAUAAAAAAGGAUGACAAUGCAAGAUCUUCAGUCAGACGUAGCGAGGUUCUCUCUACACCAGUGAUAUCAUUCUGUGGGCGCUGUCAAUCAACCAUGACAGUAUUAAACACAAGUCCGGCAUUGAAGGGCCGCUUGACUGGUCUAGCCCAUGCGCUGUUUGUCUGUUUCACACUUAUUCGGCUAAUAGGCCUCCUUUACAUCAUCGUGGGAACUGUGCUGAUUGUCAAGGAUGGGGUAUUACAACAUGCAACGUUCCCCCUUCUCAAUCAAUUUGUGGUGCACGGCAUGCCUCUCGGGAACCUUUCUUCAGGCCUGGUCUACGGGCUGUUCUUCAUGCUUAUUCUCCACACGAAUUUUGGGUGUCUGGGACUGCUGGGGGUCGUCUGUCACAAGAAACUUCUCGUCAUUAUUUACAACGCUUUCCUAAUGUUUGGCAUUGUCACGGACGCAAUCUUCAUUCUGCUGUUUUCGUUGAUAAUAGACGGGAUAAACUCGUGGAUAAAGGAUCGAUUUCUUGCCUAUUACGACGAUUUUAGCGCUUCUCGAUUGAACACAGAGGUUGAACAGGCAUUCCGUGAGUUGUUUGAUGCUAUGGACUGUAACGGGGCGGUAGGAUCGGAUGGCGGAGCGGGUUGCUGGGACAAAUACUACCCUGUCAUGAACGGUAUCCUCCGUGUGUUCAUAAUGCUGCUAUCAUUCAGUAUAGUAUUACAGGUAACCACCAUGGUCCUAUUGGAGAUCAUCUAUCGCCGUCUAGGACAACCAAAACACAAACGAUCUCCCGGAAUGUAUGUCCAGUUCUUCCGAUUCGUCCGGACUUCCUGCCAGACGAGUAAAACGAAGUGUGUUUUUGCUGUGAUACAAUUUGCUGACGUGGUGAGUUAUAAAAUUUGCAGAUGUG
Molecule: messenger RNA, 958 nt
Organism: Mizuhopecten yessoensis (Yesso scallop)
Lineage: Eukaryota; Metazoa; Mollusca; Bivalvia; Pectinida; Pectinidae
Exons: 8
Source: RefSeq, a predicted model, not a curated record